CUUACUCGGAUACAGAUGGAUCGCACAAAUUUGCCAGAAAGGUGCUCUCCUAUUCUCCUAUUUCCCUUCCAAGGGACAGCCAACAAGGCAUGCCGGCUGCAUGAAUGAAACCCCGGAUGCUGUCCCAUCCAUGGCUGAUAUUAGUGUCUGGAUUCAAACCGGCCAUGCAACUGCCGCCUGAUAAUGAAUUAUUAUAUAUGUUGGAACAAGAUUCUGCAAUUCUCGAUCUCAUCCAUUUUACUCAUCAGUGUCCAUGGGCCGAAUGUCUCAUUUCCUUAAACUAUUAGCGUUGUAUCAGAAUGACUGGUCCUUUCUAUUUUGGCCAUUCAUGCAACUGAUAGACAAUCACGGACUCUUGGCUUCUGGUGGCCCGAUUUCGUUGCUUAAUUCCUUGAUCUUUGGCUGGUGGGAUAUCCGCCCGCAGCAUAUGAAACUCAAUCUCAUUGCUGUGGAGGGAUUAUUACAUCCAACUGGGCAAUUAAUCCUCGGCAAGUACUCCGUAGUAUGUCGGUUGAUGCGUUAUAAUAGUUGAAACCUCCCUGGCAAUGGGCAUCUGGAUCUUUGCCAGAUAUUAUGUAGCAACCGGGUUCGUAGCCAAAUCCUAUCUAUCGUAGUCACAGUUUAGCCAGUUAAAAUAUCCAGCACAAAAGUUCACAGGAUGGAGUUGGGCGAUUUAGUAAGCAUUGUUGACUCCUCAAGUUCCCCACCAAUAGCAGCGGGGUGCCUGGCCAUGCCUACUACCCUACCCUACCCUACCACGGUGCUGGAGCAUUGUUCCAACCCCAACCCGCAACACCUUUUGUCCUCUAAUACCUAAUACACUCUCCAAAUUCAAAUUCAGUUAUUGCAUCAGAAUUCAGAGAACAGUGGCAGCGAAAAUCAAUCAAACGAAUAGUAGCAAGGUCUAAGGACCGCUUAGGGGCAAUAGCCUAUAUGCCAGACUUCAAGAUCUCGGCCACUUUGGAGGGCCACACCGAUGAUGUUCGCGCUGUGGCUUUUCCUAACUCCAAAGCUGUCUUGUCCGCCUCGCGGGAUGCGACCGUCCGUGUCUGGAACCUCACCUCCACUCCGCCUCCGGUCUACGACUACAAAAUAUCUUCCCACGGGUCCGCUUUCAUAAACUCCUUAGCCUACUACCCUCCAACCUCAGACUAUCCCGAAGGGCUGAUAUUCUCCGGUGGUCAAGAUACUAUUAUUGAGGCACGGCAGCCCGGGAAACCUGCUGACGCAAAUGCAGAUGCGAUGCUUCUUGGUCAUUCUCACAAUGUAUGCUCCAUAGAUGUCUGUCCGGAGGGCCAGUGGGUAGUGAGCGGGAGUUGGGAUUCUUCAGCAAAAUUGUGGAAGGUUGGGAAGUGGGAAUGCGAAGUUACACUUGAAGAUCACCAAGGGAGCGUCUGGGCUGUGCUGGCUUUUGACAAGACAACUAUAGUAACCGGAUGCGCUGAUCAAAUGAUCCGCAUAUAUAACCUGGCUGGAAAACUAUUGCGAAGUAUGAAGGCUGGCGACGUUGUUCGUGCCCUCUGUAAACUUCCUCCAAACCACCCGUCGGGCGGGCAGAUAGCGUCAGCCAGCAAUGAUGGCAUUAUACGAUUAUGGACCCUAGAAGGCCUACAAGUUGCGGAACUCCGUGGUCAUGAAAGUUUCAUCUAUUCAUUGACCACCUUACCGACGGGGGAAAUAGUUAGCUCGGGUGAGGACCGGACUGUCAGGAUAUGGAGUGGUGAUCGAUGCAUACAGACCAUUACACAUCCAGCAAUAUCUGUCUGGAGCAUUGCAGCAUGUCAAGAAAACGGUGACAUUGUUAGCGGGGCCAGCGAUAGAAUUACUCGAGUCUUCAGUAGAGCCCAGGAGCGCCAUGCAGAUCCUACCGUGAUCGCCCAAUUUGAAACCUCAGUCAAGGAGUCGUCUAUCCCACAGCAGCAAGUUGGGAAUAUCAAUAAAGAGAAACUACCAGGUCCAGAGUUCUUGAAGCAAAAGCUGGGAACGAAAGAAGGCCAGGUUCAGAUGAUUCGCGAGGAUGAUGGAAGUGUCACGGCUCAUACUUGGUCAACAGCCACGAGCCAGUGGAUAUCUGUGGGAACUGUAGUUGACUCUGCAGCCAGCAGUGGUAGAAAGGUGGAAUAUCUCGGGCAGGACUACGACUACGUUUUCGAUGUUGAUAUAGAGGAUGGGAAGCCUCCCCUGAAACUUCCAUAUAACCUUUCGCAAAACCCGUACGAAGCAGCGACCAAAUUUAUACAAAAUAACGAAUUACCGAUGGGGUAUCUGGACCAGGUCGCUAAUUUCAUAACCACAAAUACACAGGGUGCUUCCCUUGGUUCGUCAGCGACACAAAGCCAAGGCCCACCGCCUCCAGGAGCCGAUCCAUGGGGCGAAGAAAAGAGAUAUCGGCCUGGUGAUGGAUCAGCCAACAAUGCUCCAUCCAUUCCAACAUCUCGUCCGAAAGUUUUACCACAAGCAUCAUACCUUGCUAUAAAAACCGCAAAUAUCAAGGCAAUCCAGAAAAAGGUUUUGGAACUGAAUGAGCAACUCGUUAGUUCUGGAUCGAAAGACCUUUCGCUGAGUCCGUCUGAAGUGGAGACUGUCAUAGGUCUCUGCAAUCAACUGAAUCAGACAUCCCCGUUAAAAGAAUCGCCGCAGGUCGAGUUCGGAAUACCACUGAUCGUCAAAAUAGCAACUGCAUGGCCCGUUGCUAACCGGCUUCCCGGUCUUGAUUUACUCCGUCUGCUCGCUGCCGCAAGCCCUGUGACAGCCUCAACGGACUAUGUUGGUGGUGAUCUGAUCUCAACUCUCAUCUCAAGCGGCGUUUUCGAGUCACCUCUCAACGUGAAUAACGCGAUGUUAACAGUACGGACUUUUGCAAAUUUAUUCGAAACCAAAGCUGGUCGAGCUCUAGCAAUUAGCAGGUUUGACGACAUCAUGACGCAAAUCGGGUCUGUAACUGCAAACUCUGGGGGGACGCCGAAUCGCAACCUAACCAUCGCCAUUGCAACCCUAUAUAUUAACUUCUCUGUCUUCGUUACAAGUGACGGGAGGGCUUCGAGUCCUGAAUCCUCGGAGAAAGCCCUCUUGCUUCUCGAUGGAUUAACUAAACUUCUGAUGAAAGAAAAAGACUCUGAAGCUGUAUAUCGUGUGCUUGUUGCGUUGGGUACUUUAGUUACAGCGCUUGGGGAAGAAGUGAAAAGCGCCGCGAAAGAAAUAUAUGACAUCAACAUGGCACUAUCGAAGGUUAUUAGUUGUGGAUUUGGUAGGGAACCAAGGGUCAAGAGUGUGGUUGAUGAGAUCAGAAGUGCGCUUGGAUAAACGAAGGCCAUUCUCGUUUCUUACCCUAUUACCCUCCUAGACUAGCGUCGACUAACAUUUAUAUUGAAAUUUAUUUCAUCUUCAAUGUUUGUCACCAACAUGCCGUACCAAUGAGAAUAAAUGUUGUUAGAAGGAAGGAAUCAGUAAUUUCAAUGAGAUAUGUAUGAAAUCUACCAUCCCCUUCCCCUAAAGCCGCUGCACCCCUCACAACUUCCCUUCCUUAUUAACAUCCACCUCAACAAUCUGCUCUACCCCAGGAUACUCAGGAAUAUCCAAAUCAUACCUCUCCACAAUACCCUUAGUCAGAAACCUGCCUCCCAAAAAAUGCCUUCCCGUAAACCAUUUAGCCAACGGCUUCGCAGCUGUCAAGCUGAUCAGCGUUUGGGGCAUAAACUUUGCCCCAGGCCCUUCCUUCGGCGGGCCAGUUUCUAUAUCCCAUGAGCUAGGCGCGUCAACGCUCAGGAUGGGUACCUUGGUUUCCUCCAUAAGCGAGAUUACUCUCGGGAACGGGUCGCGAAGUGGUCCUAGGAACGAGAAGCCGAAAAUUGCAUCGAUUACGAAAUCACUGGUUUGGAGGGUACCUGCGAAGUCGGUUGUGAAGGGGACGGAGAGGUUGUGUAGUUGGGUUUUUAGGCGCUAUUUUCUUGUAGUUUCGUUAGAAGUUUCUUGCGAUAUUGGAUAUGUUUAGGCUGAGUGACUUGGUAAUAGGGAAGGAGCGGGAAUUGUGCAUAGUCCUUGCAAGUGAUAAGGAUACAAACCGCGUAUAAUUCAUUUUUCCCUUGUUUCGGGUAAUAUACAGUCGGCUUAUAUCCAUAGUGAGCUAGGUGACGAGCGGCAACAAGCCCAUCACCACCUGCGUGAGUUAUAUAUCGUCAGUCAGCUUAAUACUGUGGACCAACGAUACGGCAGCACAGGUAAAACAAGGCUUCCGAAAUAGGCCAGCUCUGAUCCCAUACCGUUAUUUCCGGGGCCACAGGCUACGAGGACAUUUCUGCCUGUGGAUGGAGGAUGAACUCGAUAGACUGUCGUCAAGCAAUACACCCAGUCAGCCACCCUGAA
Messenger RNA from Blastomyces gilchristii SLH14081, 4362 nucleotides. Its product is annotated as polyubiquitin binding protein. Gene Ontology annotation, biological process: proteasome-mediated ubiquitin-dependent protein catabolic process; ubiquitin recycling. Gene Ontology annotation, molecular function: ubiquitin binding. The record is from RefSeq and is a predicted model, not a curated record. The transcript has 3 exons. Gene Ontology annotation, cellular component: cytoplasm; nucleus. Lineage: Eukaryota; Fungi; Ascomycota; Eurotiomycetes; Onygenales; Ajellomycetaceae. Bases 934 to 3303 code for a protein of 789 amino acids.